AAAUACACGAACAUCGGAUGCUGCAGAUCAUCACACCACUUCCACACGUCGUGAAGACGACAACAGGAGCAAAAAAAAAACCAAUCGAAUUCUUCACCAGAGCCAUGUCUUCCGAAUACCUCAUCAACGACUCGAAGUAUUCCUUCUUGAAGGAGUUGGGUUUGAGCGCCACCAACGGUGGAGUGUACGAUGGAGCUUGGAAGGGAUCCGGAGAGACUGUUAAGUCGAUUUGUCCGAGCAACGGUAAAGUCAUCGCUGAGGUGAAAUAUGGAAACACCUCUGAUUACGAUAGUUGCGUGAGGGCUUCGGAGAAGGCCUGGCAGGUUUGGGCCGAUCUUCCGGCUCCGGCGAGAGGCGAAAUCGUCAGGCAAAUUGGUGAUGCUCUGAGGCAGAAGUUGGUGCCUUUGGGAAAACUCGUUUCCAUCGAAAUGGGUAAGAUCGUCCCUGAGGGUAUCGGAGAAGUCCAAGAGUACGUCGACAUCUGCGACUACGCCGUAGGCUUGUGCAGAUCCUUGUCCGGUUCAAUCAUUCCUUCGGAGAGACCCGGACACGUCCUUCUGGAAAACUGGAAUCCUCUGGGUGUCGUUGGAGUCAUCUCUGCUUUCAACUUCCCGGUAGCCGUUUACGGUUGGAACAGCGCCAUCGCCAUGGUGUGCGGAGAUACCGUUUUGUGGAAGGGCUCUGAAACCACUCCCUUGGUUUCCGUAGCAACCACGAAGAUCGUCGUUGAUGUCUUGGAGAAGAAUAAUCUUCCAGGAGCUAUUGCUACCCUUUGCAGCGGUCGCGCCGAUGUUGGUAAAGCCAUGGCUGCGGAUCGCAGAAUCAAACUUCUCUCAUUCACUGGAAGCUGCGAAGUCGGUAAUUUGGUUGGUGUCGAAGUGCAGAAGCGUUUCGGAAAGCACUUAUUAGAAUUGGGUGGAAACAAUGCGCUCAUCGUCGACGAAGACGCUGAUCUUAACAUGGCUGUACAAGCUGCAGUCUUCGCUUGCGUUGGAACCGCCGGUCAAAGGUGCACAACGACCAGAAGACUUAUCCUCAACAAGAAGAUUUCUAAGGAAUUCUUGGACAGACUGAAGAAAGCCUACCAGCAGAUCUUGGGAAGGAUGGGCGACGCUUUGACCGAAGGUGUUUUAGUCGGACCUCUUCACAGCGAGGUUUCUGUUAACAAGUACAGGGAUACCAUUGAGCAGGUGAAGAAGGCUGGAGGUAAGAUCGAAUUCGGUGGUAAAGUCCUCGACGGUCCUGGUUUCUUUGUUGAACCAACAAUCGUCACGGGAUUACCGCACGACAGUCCGAUCGUUCACAAUGAAUGCUUCGCUCCGAUCGUCUACGUCUUGGAAGCUAAUGAUCUCAACGAAGCCGUCAGCUUCAACAACGAAGUCAAUCAAGGUUUAUCCUCCAGCUUGUUCACCACCAAUCUUGGAAAAAUCUUCGAAUGGAUCGGUCCAAAGGGCUCUGAUUGUGGCAUCGUCAACGUGAACAUCCCGACGAACGGUGCAGAAAUCGGCGGUGCUUUCGGUGGUGAGAAGCACACUGGCGGUGGAAGGGAAUCCGGAUCGGAUGCUUGGAAGCAGUACAUGAGGAGAUCUACCAUCACCAUCAACCAUUCCAAGAACUUGCCGCUCGCUCAAGGAAUCAAAUUCGAAUGAGCAAAACAACAACAACAAAAACAUUAUAUUGAUAUUUUCAUAAUAAAAAAAAA
This is a messenger RNA of Nicrophorus vespilloides, 1702 nucleotides long. RefSeq names its product putative aldehyde dehydrogenase family 7 member A1 homolog (gene Aldh7A1). The transcript is spliced from 6 exons. Lineage: Eukaryota; Metazoa; Arthropoda; Insecta; Coleoptera; Silphidae. The record is from RefSeq and is a predicted model, not a curated record. Bases 18 to 1649 code for a protein of 543 amino acids. Gene Ontology annotation, molecular function: aldehyde dehydrogenase (NAD+) activity.